This is a messenger RNA of Symbiodinium sp. CCMP2592, 3693 nucleotides long. The record is from the annotation of a GenBank genome assembly. NCBI's taxonomy places the organism in Eukaryota, Dinophyceae, Suessiales, Symbiodiniaceae.
AUGGAUUCUGUGCAGUGGAGGUUCAAAGUAUCUCCCUUCAUGGUUUGCUUGGCGUCGGCUUUCAUGCUGCGGGCACUCAGCGCUUUACCAACAGAUCGGUGUGAGGAUGCUGCGCUACUGCAAAGGACUCAAACUCUUGCAUCAGAAAAGCACGCCGCUGCAAACGACCUGGGAACUGUGAGCGCCUCCCUCGGUACGGAUGUCUGGGCGCAGACUUCGCGCAACGGGCGCUACAACAGGCGCCCGAUGCGGCGUUUCAGGAGGAGGCGGCGCAGGCCCUACGCGCGCAAGAAGUCCGCCGGGCCGAAGAAGUAUUACCCCAAGACCAGAAUGACCACGGCGACGACGACAGCCGUGAAGACCACGACCACGACCGCGGUGCUUUCGAACCCAACACCACAACCCUUGAAGGAUCCACCGGUUUGGCACAAUAUGUCCACCAGUGGGACAACCACGACUACGAUCGGGAUCGGGAUACUUCCCACAGGACCUCAAACGGGCCUUCUCCAGAGUGGUGAGCGGCAAACGUCCCGGACCGCACGGACCGCACCACACGGUCGGGAGUCCCAUGUCGCGGUCAUGGACUACCUGGAUCGGCUAUGGAUCUUCGGUGGCGACAUCUUCGGACAAAAAGGGUACUUCAAUGACCUCUUCUACUUGGACACCACUCAGGAUCCGCUACAAUGGGUCCAAGCUUUUCCUACUGGCACACUUCCUGAACCGCGAGAUCGUUUGACCGCCGUCACGGACACAGAGAAGAAAAAGAUGUGGAUUUUUGGCGGCGCGAACAAAACUGAUCUCAUGAACGACGUGUUCUACAUCGACCUGACCAAGGAUCCACUGGUAUGGGUCCAGGUGGCUGCCAGUGGUAACAUUCCGACUCCGCGCCAGCACCAUGUUGCAGCGAUGGACUCCGAAAACAAGAUGUGGAUAUUUGGAGGCCAUGCUGGUAGAAUGCAGCAAGACAUCACGAACGAGGUGUUCUAUCUCGACACCAGCAAGGUUCCUCCAGAAUGGGUCCAGGUAAAUGCCACCGGCUACAUUCCACCGGUUUCGAAGGCCGCCGCUGCCAUGGACUCCUAUGAUCGCCUUUGGGUCAUGGGUGGAACUCUCAAACCUGAUGCCAACCGCCCGAUCCUCAAAAUUGCGGACAAGUAUUUGGCGGACCUGUUCUAUCUUGACACUCGACAGGAUCCUCCUCUUUGGGUGAACGCAUCCACGAGUGGGACUGUUCUCAACCAAACGCCGGCAGAGGCAAUUGCCAACAUGGAUUCGAGAGGUCUGCUGUGGAUCUUCGGGGGCGCUGCGAUGGAAACGGUCGACGUUAACUGGGGGCGCACGACCUAUCCUUACUGGGCCCCCGCGUCAUUGGAUUCCGUGUUCUACCUCGACACGAAGCAGGAGCCACUGGCCUGGGUCCAUGUGGUCCCAGAUGGAAACACGCUGCCGAGGGAGCUGCAUGCGGGAAGAUGUGCCUCUCUGUGCCAAGGACUCCUCGACGACUUGGUGAUCCGAACCCCGACCCAGCUAAAAGCCAUGGACUUGGUUCGCACCGGAGAUGCGGACGACCAAGCCGAUGGGGACGACGGGGUGGUGAUCUCCAAAGCCAAGGGCGCCCUCCUCUUCGACGACCUGGUCAGCGAUGAGGAGCUCCCACCGGCGCGUGUGGCCCGGAAGAGCGCCCAGGAGGCGGCGAAGUGGAGCUUCGACACGCACGACGCUGAGGAGCGCGGUGCUGUCGGUGGCACCUCCUCUGCCCUGGAGGAGAAGAUCAGGGAGCGGCUAGAAUCCAAGCUUUCCAAAGCAGAAGGCAAGGCGAAGGGGAAGAAGGCCAAGGCCAAGAGCAAGAAGAAAGCGGCCAAGUCUGCAACGGAGGAGGCUCCACCGGAGCCCGCGCCGGUAACUGAGUUUGAUACUCCGGAGGCGCCAGAAGGCACUCCGGAGCAUCUGCGGACCAACAUCCACUUUGCAGACCUGCGGCUUUCUCGGCCGCUUUUGAGGGCCUGCACCGAGCUGAAGUUCGAGUGCCCAACGCCCAUUCAGAGGGAUGUCAUCCCGCCCGCGCUCAAAGGCACUGACAUCUUGGCCACAGCUGAAACAGGCUCUGGCAAGACAGCUUCCUUCCUCCUGCCCACCCUGGAGCGCUUGUGCCAAAGCCCGAGCGUACGGGCGCGGCGCAGGGACGCUGCCGGCAAGCUGGUUAUAGGACCUGUGGCGACCAAAGCUGUGGUCAUGAUCCCCACGAGAGAGCUGGCCGUGCAGUGCCACGAGAUGCUCAAAGACCUCGCAAAGUACACGAGCGUCACAUAUCAGCUGGUUGCUGGGGGCUACGUCGCCCAAGACCAGGCGACUUCCCUUCGAAAUCAGCCCGAUCUAGUGGUGGCUACACCAGGACGUCUCCUGGACCAUUUGAUGAACAGCCAUUCUGUCCACAUGGAGCUGUUGGAGAUUGUUGUCUUCGACGAAGCUGACAGGCUCUUGGAGAUGGGCUUCCGACAGGAGUGCUUGGAGGUGCUGAAGCGGUGCUCCAAGGGACGGCAGACGAUGCUCUUCUCUGCGACGCUGAAUGCCUCGGUUGAAGAUCUCGCAGCGCUGGCGCUGGUGAAGCCGGAGCGCAUACACGCCAGUCCUGUGAACGCCGUCGCCCAAACGCUCGAGCAGGAGUUUGUGAAGGCGCCCUCGGAAGAACUUCGCGAAGCGGCCCUGCUCAGCCUUGUGACGCGAAACUACAACAGCAAGGUCAUCGUCUUUUGCUCGACGAAGGAGGCGGCCCACCGCAUCGCCAUCGUUUUUGGGCUCUGCGGACUCAAGUUUGCCGAAAUCCACGGGAACCUGUCUCAGACAGAGCGUGCGACUUCGCUGCAGCGGUUCCAGCAAAGCCAGGCUGAGUUUCUGAUUGCCACCGACAUCGCCUCCCGCGGCUUAGACCUGCCCUGCACCAAGACGGUGAUCAAUUUCCACCUGCCAGUGGAUGUAACCCGCUACAUCCACCGGGUUGGUCGCACGGCACGGAUGGGCAGAACAGGGCGUGCCGUGAGCAUCUACACCCCGGAAGAGUACCCAAAGGUGAAGCUGCUUGGGCGCGAGUGUUCAAGCAAGGUUCAGUCGAAAGUGGUUCGGCGGAGUAUCGCUGCUGAGGCCAUCCAGCACUGGGCGGACAAGGUUGCCUCCUUUGAGGAGGACAUAACUGCCAUCAUCCAGGAAGAAUCCGUGGACAAGGAGUUGCGACUCGCCGAUUUGCUGACUCAAAAGUCCGACAACUUGGAAAAGCACAAGAAGGACAUUGCCGCACGACCAGCCAAAGAAUGGUUCAUGUCGAACAAAGACAAGGCGAAGUUGAAGCAGAGCGAGAAGGAGAGUCUGCAGGAAGCGGAGGCCAAGGCCUUGGCCGGGGAGGAUGAAGAGAAAGAGAGCAAGAAGAGGAAGAAGGGGCCUUUGACCGAGGAGGAGCUCCAGGAGAAACGCGCCCUGAGAAACAGGGCACGGCUCAAAGCCAAGAGGGAGGCUGAGAAAGCCGAGCGGGAGCGAGAGCAGCUCCGUGCGCGGGCCUCGGCCAAGCGAAGUCGCCGGGCGCAGCGCGACGCCGAGGAGUUCCCUUUGACGAUCGGAGAGCGCAUCUUCAAGCAGAAGAUGGAGAGGCGGAAGAAGAAGGGCAACAAAGGCAAAGCAGCGAAGAAGGGCAAAGCAGGCUGA